AUGGGAGCUCCAGUGAGCCCCGAGCGCCCCUCGCUGCAACGACUCAAGGCCUUGGACGCUCUGCCGGACCGCGAUGCACAACUCACAGAAGCCAAGUCAUUGUGCAACCAUGCUGCGCGCGCGGAGAUGAUAACGAAAUGGGUACUGGGAAAGCUCAAAUCACAAGCCGGAUUGCGCGAGAAAGACGGCCCGUGGGAUCUGCUGUCGUUCUGCUGUCGACUCCUUUCACCCCACAAGAUUGCGGUACUUCUUGGCUCGAAUGGCCUCUUCGACAUUGUACACACCACCUUCUCAGCAGCAGACUUGACGGCCCGCGCCUUGAUAGCCAUUGGCGGCUUUGUCCAUCUGCUGUUCGAGCUUGGUCAAUCCGUGCAUGGCGCCGCGAUCAAAUCUUUCCUCAGCAUUGCCAGUACUAUAGCAGCGACCAUCUGCGGCAAAUGGCUCCACAAUGUGCACUUGCUAACCCAAGACACUCAGUUUGGUGCUGAAAGUGAUGCUUUGUAUCUCUAUACGGACGCGAUAUUGCAGCUAUGGACAUCAAGAAAGCCCAGUGCUCAGGACGACGAGUUGUUCAACAAUAGCUGCUUGGUCGAUGCUCUGGUCAUCGUAUCAAGAUUGCGGGAUUCUGAUGCGCUGGGAUCACAAAAGCGCAAAAGAAGCGGUGCGCAUGCCCGUAUCUCUCGCGAGCGAGCAGAUUCACUGGAGCGACACAUCGCGAAGCACACCAUACUUCCUGCGAGAGCAGCUUUCUUCAAGCAUCGCCAACAGCAAGCGAGGAAGCCGCGCAUCAAGGCUUCUGCUGAAGAGCCCCAGUCGAUCAAGGAGAGACUCGGCUCUCUCAAGAUGGCUAUCUGGAGUGCUUCUGACGGGAAUGCUCUGCACUCUGUGCCUCUUGUACUCGACAUAGCUCUGCGAUCAAAGUCCGCGCCAACACCAAGAGAUCGGAUGAAUGAGAGACCGUGGCUCGAGGAACUCUGGAUCGCGCUUCGUGGCUGCUUUUCAAACCAGGAACGCUCAGUAAAGAACCAGACCCUCGCAGUCUUAUUGCAGACUCUGCGUCAGCAAAGCACAACGAUCUCCCACCAGAUCCUGUCAGCCAUCGUCAAGGAAGAUGUCCUGCCUGCCGAUGACUCUUCUGACUCUGUGGAUUGGUACGUGGCGGCUGGGGUCGUCAACCUCGAUGCAACUAUAUUCAACGACCGAGCGUUGGCGCAGACGCUGUUCGAUCACAUCACCGCAGCUUCAAGCUCUGCGUCACAUGAGGACAAUAACGUCUUAGACAUACGUGACGAUAUCGUGGUCCCCAUCAUGAAGGUGUAUGGCAAAAGCCGGAGCUUGCGCACCUUUAUGGAACUCUGGGGCGAACAACUGCAGCAAGAACAAAAUUUCCAGCCGAAGUCAAUAUGGACCAACAUCAACGACUCCUUUGCAGAGCUGGUAGAAGAAGCCCUUCCACAGGCACAAGUCCUGCUAUCCAUUCACGAUAGUGUCUCUUUGCUACAUGAGACUGCUGCACUAUCUAUGCCAACCCUGAACACCACCCUUGUCACACUUGAAGCUUUGCUGAGAGGCGUACGAGCUGACAGCACAGUCGCAAAGCUACACGACGAGCUUGACGAGCUCCUUGGAAAUCUGUUCACGAUCGUGGAGCUCGAAGCAUUUGAAGUGCACAAAGAGCUUCCGGUCCAGCUGUGGCGGCUUCUAACGCGUGUGGUCGCCAUGUGGUACCCACUUCGGGCGUCGAAGCAGCAGGACCAGGGCGCUAUUGGUGACAGAGGAGCAGCUCUGCUUGCACGGAAGAGUUUCAGGAUCGCACUGGCGCAGAGUACGAUGGCUGACACCGCUUCAGACCGGAGCAAGCGCACCGUUGAAGCUGCUCAGAACUUCGUUGCAACCAUGUGCUGCUUCUUCAAGGAUGUCGAACACAAGCAAUGUAAGACAACAUGCGAGGAAGGUAUAAAGACCUUGAGCAAUCAGCACGAAUUGGCGGUGGAUACUUUCAUCGCACAGCCAAGAAUAUUUCAACAUCUAAAGUCAACAAGACGAAAGAGCCUGUUCUCAGAAGUGGCUCAAGAUGCCUAUGACAGCCCGAAUGUUGAUCAGAUCAGGGCUGUGAUCGCGGCAAGUCGAUCGACCGGCGGUCGAGAGGUCCUUGACGACAUGCUUACAGUUCUGAAAGAGCGAGCCGAGCGACAAGCCGGUCAAUCGAAUGCCAUCCUUCUGUCACCAAUGCAAGACGUCGGUAGCAUCUCUCUCACCAGGGCCCAUCGUGUCGAGCUAUUGAACGUCAUCCUCGAAAUGGAUGACACAGAAGCGAAUCAGCUCCCUGGUCGUUUGGCAAUGAUGCUGGAGCUGGCAUCUCCUCCUUGUUUGGAGGCCAAGCUGUUCGAUGAUGCUCUGGUGGUUUGGGGGAUCUUGUCGUCCUUCGACGCAAGCGGCAUUCUUCUCACGCACGCAAGUGCCACUAUUCUUCUUCUCGAGGAGUUGGUCAACUGCGUAUUGAAAGCUUGGCUCUCGACUCAUCAACGCCAGCGUAGUCGCGAGCUGCUGGCAGACUUCUCCAGAAAUCUUAUCGAACACGCGCAAAGAAUAUCGUCCGGACCGGACAAGACAUCGCCAGCGCACUGUGCUGCAAUUGCGGUCGUAAAGACCGCUAUCAAAGUCCUCGAAGGCGACAAUGCUGCAGUUGUGGCCAGUGACCUGGCGCAUCGAGAGUCGAAACACAUGAGAUCGUAUAUCAAGAACCUCCUUAGCGACGCAGAUACCAUUCUGACGUUAGCUGAACAAGCCGAGCACCGUGUCACAGGCUCAUCUGUUGCAGAACCACUAAGAAAUGUGCUUGAAGCUGUGUCCAGUAUACCUGAGUCUAUCUGGCAUCUGAGCGGACAGCCUUACACGAAAGCUAGUGAAGUCGUUCGCCGCACUGUAGCAGUCCUCGAUGCCCGGAAAACGGACGCUGGCACCAUGGAGAUGGCUAGCUGCACAUCGACUGCCUGCUUUCGUCUCGCAUGCAGGUACUUGCCUGAUGAUCCCGCGCAGCUGACUGUGCUGGCCCACAACGCCCUCCAGCACAAGCUCGACGCUGCGGAAUAUCGCAAGGUCCUUGUGGAGUACGAGGCAAGGAUGAAGAGCUUCGAUCAUGAUAACAAAAUCGAGGCAUUGUUGGAGUUCAAGGCGGCUCGCAGCCUUACUUCGGCACACUCGCUUGCCCUACAACGCGCUGCGCUCCAUUCGUUCACCGCUGAGGAUGUUGAGGCUGACAAGCCCAGAAUGACCGCGAUUUUCCACGACAUCGUGGAAGCAGUAUCGAGCAGUCAUGAUGAACACGUCCAAAGAGCCGCGCUGGUGAUCCUAGCGGAAAUGGCCAAAGAGAAGUCCUCCACCGUCAACCAAUACGCCGUUGAGCGAACCAUCUCGGUCCUCGUCCAGCUCCUCCAGUCAUCCUCCAACACCAACGCAAUCUACGCAAAUGUCUGCAAUGUGCUAGGUGCCCUCUUCGCGCACCAUAGAUCCCGUCUCCAAGGCCGCUUCCACCUCGUCAUCGCCCUACUCCAGACUCUCCUCAGCAGCCUCUUCCACAAGACUGUCGGCACGAAUGAAGCCUCGAUCCGCCACGCUCGCUCCCUCUCCAAGCUCCUCGAAACAUUCUGCAACCCACCUCAAGCACGCCACAGCAAGAAGUCUUCCCACCUCGUAGACGAAGCGCGCAAAGCACAAGCUCACGCCGGCCAGUUCGCACAGUACAUCCUCCACCACUACUGCAGCCAAAUUCUGACCGCAACCUUGGGCGAAGGUGUCAGGGACGCAUUAUCACCUGGCCUCUGGGCUGUAAUCGAAGCGAUAGAGGUAAACAAUGCUGAUGGCAUCAAGAACCUCAGUGCGGCGAUGAACAACAGUGAGAGGGCAGUGCUGCGCUCUGUGUACGAUGAUUGGAAGAGGUUCGGAAAGUGGGAGGGGACGUAG
Messenger RNA from Fulvia fulva, 3963 nucleotides. RefSeq lists its product as uncharacterized. Gene Ontology annotation, cellular component: nucleolus. Gene Ontology annotation, biological process: ribosome biogenesis. The record is from RefSeq and is a predicted model, not a curated record. The coding region runs from base 1 to 3963 and encodes 1320 amino acids. The transcript has a single exon. NCBI's taxonomy places the organism in Eukaryota, Fungi, Ascomycota, Dothideomycetes, Mycosphaerellales, Mycosphaerellaceae.